UCUGAGGAGGCAGCCUGGGAGGUCACUGUCACACUGGGGCUUUCCCAAACCAAGGCUGGAGAGAGGAAUGGAGCCCUGGCGCCCCAGCCCAAGAAACCCAAUGGACAGGAUAGAUCCUAAGACCUUCCGUUUCCACUUUCCAAACCUGCUCUAUGCUUCUGGGCGGAAACUCUGUUAUCUCUGCUUCCAAGUGGAGAGAGAAGACUACUUCUCGUGUAAUGACAGCGACUGGGGAGUUUUUCGGAACAAGGUCCAUCCCUGGGCUCGAUGCCAUGCAGAACAGUGCUUCCUCUCUUGGUUCCGUGACCAGUAUCCAUACCGUGAUGAGUAUUACAAUGUCACCUGGUUCUUAUCCUGGAGCCCCUGCCCCACCUGUGCAAAGGAGGUGGUCGAGUUCCUGGAGGAGUACAGGAACUUGACGCUGAGCAUCUUCACCUCCCGCCUCUACUACUUCGGCCACCCAAAUUACCAGCAGGGGCUUCGCAAGCUAUGGGACGCAGGGGUCCAGCUGGACAUCAUGUCCUGUGAUGAUUUCGAAUACUGUUGGGACAACUUUGUGGACCACAAGGGAAUGCACUUCCAGAGAUGGAAUCUGUUAAAUGAUUGUGAUUUCCUGGCUGCAGAGCUUCAGGAAAUCCUUAGGUAAGUGCAUGCUCAGCCUCCUGUGCCUCUGCUGUUCCUUGCGUCUCCCACCGCCGCACCUCCCUCACCAGCGCCUCAGGUCUCCACCCCCUCUGCCCCACCCCUGCUUCCUCCUGUGCAUCCUCCCUCCUCCCUCAAGGCCUCCUUCUCCCCCAUGAGGGAGCCCCCAGCCUGGUUCCUCCCAUCUCACCACAUUCACCUUCUUGUUAAUAAACUGAAUGUAAAUGGGCUUGA
Molecule: messenger RNA, 876 nt
Organism: Herpailurus yagouaroundi (jaguarundi)
Lineage: Eukaryota; Metazoa; Chordata; Mammalia; Carnivora; Felidae
Product: DNA dC->dU-editing enzyme APOBEC-3Ca
Exons: 4
Coding region: 68-646 (192 amino acids)
Biological process (GO): defense response to virus; negative regulation of single stranded viral RNA replication via double stranded DNA intermediate; DNA cytosine deamination
Cellular component (GO): nucleus; P-body; cytoplasm
Molecular function (GO): cytidine deaminase activity; zinc ion binding; RNA binding
Source: RefSeq, a predicted model, not a curated record